CUGAAGCUGCCUCCGCCAUCUUGGAGAUGGGAGCAGACGGGCGAUGGCUGUGGUCCUGCUAAUGCAAACGACAAUACAGACGCAUUAAAAGCACCCUGGAGUGAGCCGGACUUUCUCCGCUCCGGCCAGCCGGCGCUAAAGAAGGGAGCGGAGUGUCUAAGUCAGGUGCGCGGUGGCGACGGCGGCAGCUGCUCCUGCCCCUGCCCGCCCCUACGGGCCAAAGCCGGAAGGAUGGUGCAGUCCUGCUCCGCCUAUGGCUGCAGGAACCGCUACGACAAGGAUAAACCCGUUUCCUUUCACAAGUUUCCUCUUACGCGACCUGAUCUUUGUAAAAAAUGGGAGGCUGCUGUCAGAAGAAAAAACUUUAAACCCAGCAAAUACAGCAGUAUUUGUUCAGAACACUUUACUCCAGACUGCUUUAAGAGAGAAUGCAACAAUAAGCUACUGAAGGAGAAUGCUGUACCCACAAUAUUUUGUUUUACUGAACCAGAAGACAAGAAUGAGGACCUCAUGGAGCAACGAGAACAGCUCCCACCCCGUCCUCUAACGCCUCCUGUUUCCCAAGUUGAUGCUGCUCUUGGAUUAUUGAUGCCACCUCUUCACACCCCUAAUAAUCUUGCAGUUUUCUGUGACCACAACUACACUGUAGAAGAUACAGUGCAUCAAAGGAAAAGGAUUCAGCAGCUUGAAGAACAAGUGGAAAAACUUAGAAAGAAGCUCAAGACUGCUCAGCAGCGAUGCCGAAGACAAGAGCGGCAGCUGGAAAAGCUCAAGGAGGUUGUGCAGUUUCAGAAAGAAAAGGAUGCAUUAUCUGGAAGGGGCUAUGUGAUUCUGCCCAAUGACUACUAUGAAAUAGUAGAAGUUCCAGCAUGAAAACAUCCACACACAUUGAGGGGUCUGUAUUACAGGGCCUCAUCAGAUGAACAGGAGAUUCGUUUGGAAAAUUAAACAUUCUUAAUUUCCUUAUGUAAAAGCACUUCAGGACUUUAAAACAAUAAAGUGGAUACGAAAUGUUAAAAUGUAAAUUUUGUCCAUAGUAAUUUUAGUUUUUUUACAAUUUGACAAAUUUUAAAAGUUAUAGACUAACCUCAGAGUGACAAGUUUAUAAUACCUGUUCUAAGAUAGAUUUUUUUUUCUAUUUUCAGUAUUUAUAGAAAUAGUAUAUCUGAAGUGAAAAGAAUUUCAUGCAGUAAAAAUGAUGUAAGUCUGAAAUGAAAAAUAUUGAAAUCUGUUGGUUGAAAGAACUGGUGAUGAUUUAAAUAGAAAGUAUGGGUCAGAUCACGAAACAUACCUUGUCAGCAUAAAUUGACUAUAUUUUCAAAUUAGUUUAUUCAUCUCUCUGCAUCAGUUGGCUAGGCUGUGUUUUGUGUCAAAGGUUUAGUUGUCUCUGGGAAGGAAAAUAUUAAAAUGCUCUCAGAUUUGACAGUUAAUUCUUUUCUCCAUUCUCUGCAUACUUUUGCCUAAAAUGUUUUCACAUUGUAAUGACUCAAGAAUUUUUCAAUACUGGUAAUCUUUACUUUACAGAGUAGAUAUAUUCUAGCUCUGUUGACCAUAAAAUGAAUUUCUUUAAGGAUUCUACUUACCUUCUCUACCCCUCAACCCCAUUCCUGUUAUGACAUGUUUCCGCAAGGGGAAAAAAAAAAACUGAGUGAACUAUUAAAAUUUUUUGGCAAGGAAGGGAUAAAGAUGGUAUCUAGAUCUUGACAUACUCUUGGAUCAUUUCUCCUCAUCCCUUUUGGACUGAGUUUUAUAAUGUGUUAAUAGUGCUGAUCAGUAAUAUCAUU
Vombatus ursinus (common wombat) is the source of this 1784-nucleotide messenger RNA. It is a transcript of the gene THAP1, whose product is annotated as THAP domain containing 1. The transcript has 3 exons. NCBI's taxonomy places the organism in Eukaryota, Metazoa, Chordata, Mammalia, Diprotodontia, Vombatidae. The record is from RefSeq and is a predicted model, not a curated record. Bases 232 to 873 code for a protein of 213 amino acids. Gene Ontology annotation, molecular function: sequence-specific DNA binding.